Molecule: messenger RNA, 930 nt
Organism: Salvelinus fontinalis (brook trout)
Lineage: Eukaryota; Metazoa; Chordata; Actinopteri; Salmoniformes; Salmonidae
Exons: 2
Coding region: 391-909 (172 amino acids)
Cellular component (GO): membrane
Source: RefSeq, a predicted model, not a curated record
AGACUAAGAUAGUGUUAAUAAAGAAGCUGUCUAUUACAUCAGGAGAUAGUGCUGCUGUUGGGUAAGUGGUGGUUUUGACCUACCACAGAAUUCAGGGUCAGAUAUUCUAGGUCAGAUAGUUAGUUAGCUCGAUGUGUCAUUCACCACAGAGAUUUUGAACAUUAAACCAUUCUGCAAAUCUAGUGCAGCAAGAGAUAGUGUUAAGUGAGAGAGGAUGGUGCUGUGGUUGAAGGAGGGAUAUACAGUCUCUACUUAGGAAAGUGUAGCUAGUUCACACCGCAUGUUACAGACGUUAAGCAUCAAGUGUAUGAGAUACAUGGUAUACAGUGUAUGAGAGGGAGAGGGAAUUGGAGAGAUACCUGGUGAAACCUUUAGUUCAGCUCAACGUUAAUGUCAUUUGGACAGUCAUGGAGGAAGGAUUUUAUUUUGAUAUGCCUGAAGUGCAGUUUUGGUGAAGCUGACAUAGAGAUGGAUCACUAUGGUGAUAUUGAAGAGGAGGGAGAAGAAGAGGAAGAGGAAGAGAAGGGAGACCAUGGACGCUCAGGCCGGCCCAGACGACCCCGACAGCCACAACAGCAACAGGCUCUAGGACACAUAGGAGUCCAGAUUAAAGACUACUUCUGUUGCUCUGUGUUUAACACCAUGUUCUGCAACUGCCUCUUCCUAGGGCUCCUGGCCCUGCUCUGCUCUUAUCAGGUGAGAAAGAGGAUGGCGAAGAGGGACCUGAAGGGGGCGGUGCAGUGGUCAUGUUUACAGGACCAACACGGCUGCUGUGGCGGUGACCCUCUGUGGCCUGGCCUUUUUCACCUCUGUCUAUAUUUUGGUCAUUUUCUUUGUGACACAAACAUGCCUUAUGAAGGAUUGUCAUCAUAUUCUAAUAGUUAUGAUGCCGAAAGCUACCGCCCCUAAGUUCUGGCCGCAGCCGCAGUU